GAUACAAAUUAGUAUUCGUAUUCCCGAGGUGUGAAUGGCAUUUUUAUUUUUAUUUGACGUUGUUUUCAACCGGAGGUGCUGAAAUGCAGCCAGCACCGAUUGAGAGCAAGGCUCCCCCCUCCCCCGCUGCCCACAGACACCAUCGCACAGAGAGAGGGAGGGGGAAGGAGAGAGAGGAGAGAUAGAGAGAGGGAGAAAGCGAUAGGCAGCACCCGUGAGAGGGAAACAAGAGUCAGCCGCGCGGAGGAGAGAGAAGAGAGAGAAAAAGCAGUAACCAAACAGACAAAGGAAAACAUGGAUGUAACGGAAAGACGUCCUUUUAAACAAGCACAUGUACAGGAGAGGACGCUUUGGUCGUUCUGCACAUAGUAGGGGGUAACGCACGGACUCUUCCCCAGUUUUUAAUGUGGCGGGUGGGGACGCACGGCAAGCUAAAAAGGCGGAAAGCUUUCUCUAAUCCGUCUGCGGAUCCUGCCUGCUUGCGAUGGCUGUGGCGGCGCGAUGCUGUUGCAGCAUAACGCAGAAUGGGCCUUUUACUUUGUAUUUGGUCAUUUUUCUACUCAGUGGCCUUACAAAUGCACAAAUACGAUACACCAUUCCGGAGGAGCUGGAGAAUGGGGCUGUGGUCGGAGACAUUGUUCGCGAUUUGGGUCUGGACCUGCGAAAGCUCUCCUCCCGACGCGUCAGAAUCACCUCGGACAGCGCACGGAGAUAUUUCAACAUAAAUCAUAAAAACGGCAAGCUGUCGGUGAGCGACCGCAUCGACCGGGAGACGCUGUGUGAAUUCAGCGGCACAUGUUCCCUCAACCUAGAGGUGGUGGUUGAGAGCCCGCUCGAGGUGCACAACGUGGAGGUGGAGAUUCUGGAUGCGAAUGACAACUCGCCACAGUUCCCCCGGGACGAGUACCAGCUGGAGAUCUCGGAGUCCGCUAUAACGGGGUCCCGGUUCCCCAUCGAAGGCGCGCAGGAUGCAGACGAUGGCUCAAAUUCGGUUCGGCUCUAUCGGCUCAGCAACAACGAGCACCUCGCGCUGGACUCCAACAAGCCCGUGGCAAACAGCAAGCAAAUCGAGCUCGUGCUCAAAAAGCCAUUUGACCGCGAGCAUACACCGUCUCAUCAGUUCAUACUGACUGCUGUCGACGGAGGCACCCCUGCGCGCACGGGCACAGCCAAAAUCAACGUUCAUGUCCUAGAUUCCAACGACAAUGUGCCCGCGUUCGACAACUCCGUGUACAAAGUGAAACUGUUAGAGAACUCGCCCAAGGGCGCUCUGGUGAUAAAGUUAAACGCCACAGACCCAGAUGAAGGCACAAACGGGGAGGUGUUUUACUCUUUCAGCAGUUACACCCCAGAGAGGGUGAGACAAAUGUUCUCCAUGGAUACAGAUACAGGAGAGAUCCGAGUGAAGAACAACAUAGACUAUGAGGAGACUAACUCCUAUGAGAUGUACAUACAAGCUAUGGACAGGGGCCCUUCUGCAGUGGCCGUCCACUGUAAAGUGGUUGUAGAGGUUUUGGAUGUGAAUGACAAUAUCCCAGAGAUCGUGCUGUCCUCUCUGUCCAGCCCAGUCCGUGAGGACGCUCGGGCAGACACGGUGGUGGCCUUGAUCAGCGUUAAUGACCGGGACUCUGCACAGAACAAACAGGUGACCCUGGAGAUCCAACCUGGCCUCCCCUUUAAGAUCAAGUCCUUCCGGAACCACUACACCUUGGUCACCUCCGCCUUCCUAGACCGGGAAACCAUCUCCACCUACAAUGUCACGGUAACCGCCAUUGACGGAGGGACCCCGGCCCUCUCCUCACACAUGACCAUUAAAGUUGACGUGGCGGAUGUCAAUGACAACCCUCCUCGCUUCGAACAGACGUCCUACACAGUGUACAUGACGGAGAACAACGCGCCCGGGGCCUCAAUGUGCGUGGUGAAGGCUCUGGAUGCUGACGCCGGGGAGAACGCUCGCAUCACCUACACCGUCCUCAAUGACAACAACCACGGCAUCCCCGUGGCGAGCUACGUCAGCAUCAAACCCGACACGGGCGAGGCCUAUGCCCUGCGAGCCUUCGACUUUGAGAAGCUCAGAGAGUUCCACUUCCAGGUGAAAGCCCAGGAUGGUGGUGUGCCGCCCCUCAGCCGCGUGGCAACCGUCUAUGUUUACAUCAUGGACCAGAACGACCACUCCCCCAGGAUAGUCCAUCCUCCAGCCAAUGGGACGCGGACCACUGAGACGUUGAUGAAGAAUGCGGAGGCGGGGGCUCUGGUGACCAAGGUGGUGGCGUGGGACGGGGACGCUGGUCAGAACGCCUGGCUGGUGUACGCCCUGGAGCAGACCACCUCCGAGCUGGACCUGUUUAAAGUCCACGAGCACACGGGGGAGAUCCGCACCACGCGGCGCGUCAGCGAGGACAACUCCACCUCCUUCCUGCUCACCGUGCUGGUCCGUGACCAUGGACUCCCGCCGCUCUCCUCCACCGCCACCAUCAACGUGCACGUCAUGGAGCUGCCGCCCAAGCUGACCCCCGACCCCAAACGUAUCAUCAGGCCUCACAGCCCACUACUGUUCUCCAAUGUGACCCUCUACCUGAUCGUGGCCCUGAGCGCCACCACCUUUGUGUUCCUGGUCACCAUUGUGGUGCUGGCCAUCGUCCGCUGCCACGCCUACUGCACCCAGCCCGGCUCCUGCUCCCCAUGCUGUGUGUCCCAGAAGAGAGUCCCCGAGGGGGGCACCUCGGCCGGCGGGGGUGGAGGGUCAUUGGGUCGAGGUGGAGGUGGUGGGGGAGGUGGAGGUGGGGGUCAGGGUCAACCCAACAAUAACGUUGCUCUGCGGAGGGACCUGAAGGUUGAACCUCACUACAUCGAGGUGCGGGGGAACGGCUCCAUGACCAAAACGUACUGCUAUAAGACAUGUAUGACGGCCACGUCGGGGAGCGACACCUUCAUGUUCUAUAACACGGGCCGGCCCCACAGUGGCACCUGGGGCUCCGGGGGAUACGUUACCAGCCAGAGUGGACAGAGCCAGAUGUUUGUGCGCAGGCUCAGCAUGCCAGACGCAACCGCGAUACAGCCCAAGGUGCCCAAUUCAGACUGGCGUUACUCUGCUUCACUUAGGGCUGGGAUGCAGAGCUCAGUGCACAUGGAGGAGUCGUCGGUGAUGCAGGGAGCGCAGGGGGUUCUGGUCCAGAACUGGCCGACCGUGUCUAGCGCCGCCGGAGAUGCUGAGGGUGGAGAGGUGUCCCCACCCAUGGGAGCCGGAGUGGACAGUAACAGCUGGCACUUCCGCUAUGGCGCCGGCGGUCCCGGAGGUCCCCCCCAGCAUCUGAAGCCCGGCGAGGUCCCCCCCGAAGCCUUCAUCAUCCCUGGAUCGCCCGCCAUCAUCUCUAUCCGCCAGCAGGGAGGAGAGGACGACAAGAGCGACUUCAUCAGCUUCGGAAAGAAGGAGGAGGCCAAGAAGAAGAAGAAGAAGAAGAAGGAGAAGAAGGAUAAGAAGGAUAAGGGGAAGGAUGACGAUGAGUAGAGGAGGAGGAGGAGGAGGAGGAGGAGGAGGAGGAGAGAAGGAAGGGGAGCUGUUGAAACAGAGGUACCAACCAAAGUCCACCGGGAAACAAAAAUACAAUUAUUUUAGACCACAGGUGAAAAGAGAUUCCCAAUUCUACUUCAUAAUCUCUGGCUCAGUAACACAGACAGGCAGACGAAGUCUGCUGCAGUCUGCUCUAUACCCACCCCUGCAACAAAGAUAAAAGCCCAAAUCUCUCUGGUAAAAAUCGGGCUUUACCAAGAUUAUUGUAGAUUACUGUCGCCUCAAAAACCUCUUACUGGGGUAAUUGAUUAAUCAUCCCUUGAUGAGAAAAAAAAACAGAUGAAUAAAUGUUCCACCAUGCCCCCAGGUGCCUAUACACCUUGAGCCAAACAAUUCCCUCCCUACUCUUCUCAGCGAGGGGACGAGAGCCACGGUCUCCCCUCACCCUCUGCUUUUCACCCUCCCACCCACGGAUACGUUGGCACCUCUGUCUUACCCCUUCCCACCAUGUUGUAGAAUUCUCUCUCUUUGAGAGGAAAAGAAAAUCCAACAGCCAGAAGAAAACAGCUCUGUGCCUCGGAAAGAGAGCAACAAAAAAAAGAAGGAAAUGACGAGAAGAAAGUAAACUGAAGACUACACAACAGAAGACGAGUUAAAUGUUGGUGAUUUAAGAGCUGGACACUCACACUUGUAAAUAGCUCGGGAGAGAGUUGCUGAGGCUAAAGGCUAAAGGCUAAAGGCUAAAAUCUAACACGGCACUGCUGCUGCUGCGGCUUUCUAUCGCGCUCUCUAGCUGUCAGUGUUCCCUGUGACGGCAAGGAAAACAUGUCCGUCAAGGACGAAACACAUACACGCUGACACACACUCGCUGUAACAACCCGGACACUGAGAACACCUGAGAACUGGAGAGAGGUCAAAAAAAUUAAAAAAAAUACAGGAGCAGCCAAGAAAACGACAUUGUGUUUAAUACUGUACAAGCUGUACAGAACGCAAGCUUUUUCCUAAGCAGUACACAUGUGUACAGUAGAUCUACUCUCUCAGGGUUGGCACAGCAGCAUCCCCUGCAGUUACUCCUGAUGGGUUCGCUCACUACUCUCUUUUGGGACGACGAGAUCCUUCUCUCGCCCAUGUGUACAGUAGAUCUACUCUCUCAGGGUUGGCACAGCAGCAUCCCCUGCAGUUACUCCUGAUGGGUUCGCUCACUACUCUCUUUUGGGACGACGAGAUCCUUCUCUCGCCCAAUGCAAACAGAUAGAACGAGGGAUGGAGAGAAAGGAGGAACACUCUUCAGAGUCUCCUGAGAACGAAAGAGAGAAGAGUCCAGUUGAGUUGGCCUGUGAUCCAGCUUGUUGAUCUGAGCUCCGUUGGAACCUUGUAAAAUAGCAGGAGCGUCUCUAGCUAAAGAUGAUCUCUUCUACUCUCCCCCUGCCACUCAGCAAAAGCCUGAGGCUUUCUGCUCUGAAUGUUUGGUAGCAACCAUCACUUACCUGAUAUCCAACCUGAUCCCCCAUCCUCCACAUCCCCACCCCGCCCUUUCCACUCCCUGCCCCUGCCCACACAGAUUCUCAUCCCCACCCUUACACCAACCACAGACUGCUUCUUCACAUGAUGAUGAUGAUGAAUUUGUGAAACUUUUUCACUUUCUAUUUGUUCUUGGAGAAGACCCUCGAUUUCCUACUCUGUUUAGUUAGCUUUAACUGAUCUGCAGCGCUUCUGCUUGUCCCACCCCCCUUGCCUUCGGCCUUUCUCUUUUCUCUGGCCGUGGACUCCCCUUCUAGCCCCAUGUUCUUUCAGGAUGAACUGGGAAGGCUGAACAUUGUGGUGUGCUGGGAACAGCAUGGAGUAAUGUGGAAGAGGCCUGAAGAACCCAGUCGGGACCGGGGGUCCAUUAUUCUGAGUUCUAUAACGCCAGCUGUCUCCAAGUGCAAAACGGUUGAGUGCUUUUAACUUGUGAAUACUACACUGUUCAUUCCUGUUUGUGGUCACUGGCGAGAGGGGACGAGGUGGGAUGGGGACAGGGAUGGGGUGGAUGUCUGGGACAUGGAUCUGAGAGCUAGGCUUAUCCUCCAUGUUCCUGGGUACACAUAUAUCCCGAAAUUGAUUGAUUAUGAUUGGUGAAUCAAAACAGUAGGUCAUCCAUUGGCUUUUAUGUACACGAUAAAUGUAGAGUUAGACUUGCUUUUUAUAUAUGUGGCCUGUGCAUUAAUAAAUGCAGUGUAUACUGCUAAUUAUGACAUUAUUAAUGAAUAAAUAAGGGCAUCUAAGGAUUCCCACCCCACAUCUCUAUCCCAUCAAUCCCCUCUCGGGAGGUUUUGUAAUCAGCCCUGCUUCGAUUGGUUCCCCGUUCCCCUGCCUGUAUGUUGUUGCAACGCUCCACCCCCCUCCCUCCAGGUUUUGCGGCUCAAUAUGACGUCACUCCACUAAAGCGGCUGCUGCAUGUUCGUCUCAAAGGAAACUCAAACAAUAUAGAGAUACAAUAUAUAUAUAUAUAUAUAGAAAUAGAUGGCUUUGAUUUUAUUGUUUCGUAUUAUAAUUUUACUUUAUGACUCCCACAGGAGAUAUGUGUAUGUACCGUCUCUGUCAUGCAUCUUCUACAUAUUACACCCUCCGCACUCCACAAGACAGUGGUGUUGUAUGACGUUAACUAAACCUUUUCGAUAUUUGUAAAUGCUGUUGUGUGAUGCCCUUGAUCUCAACUCUGUUCAUUUUGUUUAAUGGAAAUAAGAUUUUCGUUUUUGAGAACAAGCAACAACAACAACAACAAAAAACGUUUUGUGUCCGGCUUUGACAUGAUGAUCUAACUAACACUGUAAUAUUGUAACUGAAAUAUGUAUGAUCCUGUGAUGAGCUAUCUCUUCCCUUUCAACAGAAAAAAAUGAAAAAAAAUAAACACGAAAAAAGAAGACAAUUCCUAUGUAAAAAUUGUAUAUGUAGUGUAUGCUUGUGUUUAGUGAGCGUUCACGCUGUCAUUCUUUUAUCAGCGUAUGAUGGUGACCAAUGGUGGCGCUGUCCUGGCCUACUGAUCAGUACAGAUCUGUUGUGAAACCUUUUUUGUACACCUGCUCAUCUACUGUGACGGUGAAGUAGUGACAUUUAAUUUCUUUCUGUUUUUUAUUUUAUUUGACCUAAAUGGAUACAGUGGUAAUGUGUUUUGUUUAUAAAUCACUAAAUAAAAAAUUUCUUUCAUAAAA
Messenger RNA from Oncorhynchus gorbuscha (pink salmon), 6702 nucleotides. RefSeq names its product protocadherin alpha-C2-like. Lineage: Eukaryota; Metazoa; Chordata; Actinopteri; Salmoniformes; Salmonidae. The transcript is spliced from 4 exons. Gene Ontology annotation, molecular function: calcium ion binding. Bases 485 to 3508 code for a protein of 1007 amino acids. Gene Ontology annotation, biological process: homophilic cell-cell adhesion. The record is from RefSeq and is a predicted model, not a curated record. Gene Ontology annotation, cellular component: plasma membrane.